Molecule: messenger RNA, 1242 nt
Organism: Chondrus crispus (carragheen)
Lineage: Eukaryota; Rhodophyta; Florideophyceae; Gigartinales; Gigartinaceae
Exons: 2
Coding region: 1-1200 (399 amino acids)
Source: RefSeq, a predicted model, not a curated record
AUGACCUCAGUCAGAUCCGUAGAGAGUGCAACUACUCUCCGUGCACGCUAUGGCCCCGUGGUGUCACUUCGAAAUGUUGGAACCAGCGACCGAAGCACUGGUCUUUUCAAGGAGUUGGUUGGCACGCCUGCGUACAGGGCUCAAGUCCUUCACCACGCUGCCACUCUUGGCGUGAACAAUGUCCUGUUCGUCGUAGGGACUGGGGGUUCUAUUACGAAAGGUGGCAUUGUUUAUGUUUGUCAUAUCGUCUUUGCAGAACAUAUGCGACAUAAUUAUACAUAUGCUUUAGACUGCGUGCGCACAGCAGCGUUCAAAUGGGUCGGGGAAGGAUCUGAACGCGUUCCAGAGCAGUAUGACGCUCUGCUGCAGAACACUCAUGCUUCUGACCUCUACAGCUUUGUUUCCUACUAUGGACUUAGUCAGGCUAUUAGACACGAAGUUAUCACGAGGGGAGAGCCCAUCCCCCCUGCGCGAAUGAUUCGGUUAACUCCAGCAGUUUAUUGGAAUAAUCCAAAGGGCGGAGUGGAUGUGAUCUCGAGAUAUGUGAAGACGUUGGCUAGGAGUAACAUGAGCGAAUGCCCUGUCGUAUCCAUUAUUGCCCGACUUCUGUCGAUGCAGGUGAAUAAUGCAGCAGUCGCUUACAGGCUUCACAAAGCUGAGUCUUUAAAAUUGUUACCUACUGUUCAAGAGGUUUCGUCGCUGCCAACCAGAGGAUACUCUGCUCUCCGUCAUAAAGUGACGCAAUGCGAGUCAUUUGGCUUUUUUGCGAGGCAAUUGGCAAAGGAAUGGGUCGAUACUUUUCAUGCCAAGCAAGACGAUGAGUUUGGGACUGAAGAAGAGAUCGAGAGUGAGUCUAUAAAACCUAUGUUUAGACGCAAGGCGGCUGACAGAUAUAAUAUAGGGACGCACAAAGCGCGUAGGCUUAAUAGGCGUAUUGUGCACAAGAAAGUUUCAGGGACGUCUACAUACUGUGUAUUAUGCUCAUGGUCUCUAAGGGGCAUGAAGGACGGAAAAAUGAAGGUAAAGCGCAAAGGUUCUCGACAAGUCCAGUUGUGUGGUACAUGCAAGCAGGCUAUCUGCACUGCAUGCUGGUCUGAGUGGCAUUCGCGAGAUACGCUGAAGCGCACAAGGCCGACGGCUGCAGAGAAGCGGUUGUUCGAUCAGAGUCUUCGCAGCGUGAGGCGUCGAUGUGGCAACUAGUAGUAGUGCAGGUAUGGCGUUGAGUAAAGUAUUUACGAGAGA